Ictalurus punctatus (channel catfish) is the source of this 1211-nucleotide messenger RNA. RefSeq names its product solute carrier family 25 member 55b (gene slc25a55b). The record is from RefSeq and is marked provisional. NCBI's taxonomy places the organism in Eukaryota, Metazoa, Chordata, Actinopteri, Siluriformes, Ictaluridae. Gene Ontology annotation, biological process: malate-aspartate shuttle; L-glutamate transmembrane transport; aspartate transmembrane transport. Gene Ontology annotation, molecular function: L-aspartate transmembrane transporter activity; L-glutamate transmembrane transporter activity.
CUCCUGCCUCAGACCCACACACACACACCCCCGACCACGAGUAACCAUGGCUCAGCAACCAGUCAGUCUUCCUGCAAAGCUCAUUAACGGAGGCGUAGCAGGGAUGGUCGGAGUCACGUGUGUGUUCCCCAUCGAUUUGGCCAAAACGAGACUUCAGAAUCAACGCAGCAGCCAGCAAGUGUACAAAAACAUGAUGGACUGUCUGAUCAAGACGGUUCGGUCUGAAGGCUAUUUCGGCAUGUAUAGAGGAGCAGCAGUCAAUUUGACCCUGGUGACCCCCGAGAAGGCCAUUAAACUAGCCGCUAACGACUUUUUCCGUCAUCAACUCAGCAAAGGAGACUCCAGAUUGAGUGUAUUUAAAGAGAUGCUGGCAGGAUGUGGAGCGGGAGUGUGUCAGGUGAUCAUAACCACACCCAUGGAGAUGCUCAAAAUUCAACUUCAGGAUGCAGGAAGGCUUGUGGCUCAGAGGAAUGUAGCUGUGAUCCCGGCUCUGAAGUUCGGAGCAGGAAGCACGGUGAUAAACUGUGCCUACAGCCUCGGACCAACCACACACAUCAGAAGAACCUCGGCCCUACAGAUCACACAGGAGUUACUGCGCACUCACGGCGUUCAGGGACUUUAUAAAGGACUCGGAGCCACGCUAAUGAGGGAUAUUCCAUUUUCCGUCAUCUACUUCCCUCUGUUUGCUCACCUGAACCAGUUGGGAAAACCAUCAGAGGCUGAAAACGCGCCGUUUUAUUGGAACUUCGCUUCAGGCUGUGGUGCUGGAUGUGUAGCUGCUAUCGCAGUCAGUCCCUGUGAUGUGGUGAAGACAAGGCUGCAGUCGCUCAGUACAGGCGCACACGAGGAGACGUACAGCGGGGUGAUGGACUGUGUCAGUAAGAUCAUCCGUAAAGAAGGCCCCGCUGCUCUUCUGAAGGGUGCCGGCUGCAGAGCGCUCGUCAUCGCGCCGUUAUUCGGCAUCGCACAGGUCGUUUAUUUCAUCGGAGUUGGGGAAUUCGUCCUGGGACGGUUUCCCAACUUCAGAUUCUAAAUGCCAUAAAGUCAGACAUCGGAACCAGGUGAACAUUAAAGAUGAAAGUCUGAGGCAGCUACACUGUGACCAUUUGGAGAAUGACAUGCUGUGAGUUAGAGAUUUUCUAUGGAAAUGCUAACGUUAGCAUCUUACAGGUGGCUUUAUUAAGAAGCUGGGACAAUCUUGUUUUUAUAAA